This is a messenger RNA of Rhinocladiella mackenziei CBS 650.93, 1371 nucleotides long. RefSeq lists its product as uncharacterized. Lineage: Eukaryota; Fungi; Ascomycota; Eurotiomycetes; Chaetothyriales; Herpotrichiellaceae. The transcript has 2 exons. Gene Ontology annotation, molecular function: proteasome-activating activity; ATP hydrolysis activity; ATP binding. Bases 1 to 1371 code for a protein of 456 amino acids. The record is from RefSeq and is a predicted model, not a curated record. Gene Ontology annotation, cellular component: proteasome regulatory particle, base subcomplex. Gene Ontology annotation, biological process: proteasome-mediated ubiquitin-dependent protein catabolic process.
AUGGGAGGCGGCCCUCCAGGUCAAGGAGGCAAAGAUGACAAGGACAAGAAGAAGGACAAGCCCAAGUACGAACCUCCGCCGCAGCCCACUACCAGAAUUGGACGAAAGAAGCGCAAACAAGCCGGUCCAAGCGCGGCUGCAAAGCUUCCAACCAUCUACCCAACGGCCAGAUGCAAAUUAAGAUAUUUGAGAAUGCAGCGGACACAUGACCAUCUCCUCCUAGAGGAGGAAUAUGUCGAAAAUCAAGAGCGCAUACGCAAGGCCAAAGCCGCUCAAACACAAGCUCCGGCCUCUGCGACAGAAGGCGACGCACCCGAUCGAAAUGCAGAUGAAAGAAGUCGCGUGGAUGAUAUGCGAGGAAGCCCGAUGGGGGUGGGUAACCUGGAAGAACUCAUCGAUGACGAUCACGCCAUUGUUUCCAGCGCGACUGGUCCCGAAUACUAUGUCUCGAUUAUGUCUUUCGUCGAUAAGGAUCUCCUCGAACCGGGCGCCUCCGUCCUCUUGCAUCACAAAUCGGUUUCUGUCGUUGGCGUGUUGACUGAUGACGCCGAUCCACUGGUUUCCGUCAUGAAAUUGGACAAGGCCCCCACAGAAUCUUACGCGGAUAUCGGUGGAUUAGAAUCCCAGAUCCAGGAAGUCCGCGAGGCCGUGGAACUCCCGUUAUUACAUCCGGAAUUGUACGAAGAGAUGGGUAUCAAGCCACCCAAAGGCGUCAUCCUGUACGGCGCGCCGGGGACAGGAAAGACCUUGCUCGCGAAAGCGGUCGCCAAUCAAACAUCAGCAACUUUUCUGCGCAUUGUCGGCUCUGAACUCAUUCAAAAAUAUCUGGGCGAUGGUCCGAGAUUGGUGCGUCAGCUUUUCCAAGUCGCAGCGGAGAAUUCCCCGAGUAUUGUCUUUAUCGACGAGAUCGACGCCAUCGGCACGAAACGAUACGAGUCCACCUCGGGCGGUGAACGAGAGAUCCAAAGAACCAUGCUUGAGUUGCUGAAUCAACUGGAUGGGUUCGAUGAUCGAGGCGACGUCAAAGUCAUCAUGGCCACCAACAAAAUCGAGACUCUCGACCCGGCCUUGAUCAGGCCGGGACGCAUCGACCGCAAGAUACUGUUCGAGAAUCCCGAUACCAACACGAAAAAGAAGAUUUUCACUCUUCACACCAGCAAGAUGAGUCUGGCGGAAGAUGUGGACUUGGAUGAGUUCAUUGCUCAGAAAGACGACCUCAGCGGUGCGGAUAUCAAGGCCAUCUGUUCGGAAGCCGGAUUGCGGGCGCUUCGUGAAAGGAGAAUGCGUGUCAACAUGGCCGAUUUCAGAAGUGCAAAGGACAGCGUGAUGAAGACCAAGAAUGAGGGUGAGCCCGAGGGUCUGUACUUGUAA